CGAGGCUUCCCUCAGCCUCCCUUGCUCGCUCUGGCCAGGGAGGGUCGUCCGCCCCGCGGUGGAGGAGCGGCGAGGAGGAGGAAAGGGCGCCGCAAGGACACUUGGCUGGCAGCGGCUGGAGAAGCGCCUCCCGCAGCCCCGAGACCUCGCUCGUCCCUUCGAGCCGCAGCUUCGGAGGGCGCCUUCGCAAGGGGGAAGGAAAGUGUUCUCUGCGGGCUCCGGCGCCUUCCCUGGCGAGGGGAAUCCCCACCAGCUCGGCAGGGGGUGCGGCUGGGCGCGCGGCGCCUGACCCCCAGCCCAGCCCGCGGCUUCCCCUCCGCCGGGACCCGGGGCGGCUCUGGCCCCCUCGCGCUCUGUCGAGCUCCUCUUCUGAUCUCCGGAGGAGCGGCCGCGGGCGCCUCGGCUCGCCAUUGGCUGCCCGGCGCCUGACGUCGAGGCUGUGGGGAGGCGUCGCGGGCGCGGGCCGCCGGAGGAUCGCUCCCAAACAUGCUGAAAGCCCCCGAGCAAGUGGCGGCGCUUGCAGCAGCUGCGGGAAGUCGAUCGUCGCCGCCGCCGCCGCCGCCGCCGCUCCUCGGGCGCUUGCGAGAGGGCAGGUCCUCUUUUCGCCUUCAUGCCUCCGGCCGGGCUGCCCUGACGGGAGCCUCACUUGGACAGCCAUGGGCGAUGGAUGGGGCUUCCUGGAGAACGGCGCUCACAACAGGUCCAACGCCUCCAGCGACAGCAACGGGAGCGACGCCUCCGGCGACAGCAGACAGCUGGCUCCCCAGGAGCUGUCCCAGCAGUGGGUGGUGGGCAUGAGCCUGCUGAUGUCCUUGAUGGUGGCGUUCAUCGUGGUGGGCAAUGGGCUGGUGAUCGCGGCCAUCGGGCGGACGCAGCGGCUGCAGACCCUCACCAAUGUCUUCAUCACCUCCCUGGCUUGCGCCGACUUGGUCAUGGGCUCCGUGGUGGUGCCCUUUGGGGCCACGCUGGUGGUGCGAGACUCGUGGCUGUGGGGCUCCUUCUUGUGCGAGUGCUGGACUUCGGUGGACGUCCUGUGUGUGACGGCCAGCAUCGAGACCCUGUGCAUCAUCGCCAUUGACCGCUACCUGGCCAUUAUCUCGCCCUUCCACUACCAGAGCCUCAUGACGAAGAGACGGGCCAAGAUCAUUGUCUGCGUCGUUUGGGCAAUUUCCGCGCUGGUGUCCUUCUUGCCCAUUAUGAUGCAUUGGUGGAGAGACACGGGCCAUGAUGCUAUGGAGUGCUACGACAACCCCAGCUGCUGCGACUUCGUCACCAACAGGGCCUAUGCCAUCGCCUCCUCCGUCAUCUCCUUCUACAUCCCCCUCUUUGUUAUGAUUUUUGUCUACCUGAGGGUCUACAGAGAAGCGAAAGAGCAGAUGAAGAAAAUCGACAAGUGCGAGGGCAGGUUCUACAACAAUCACCAGCAGCAACAUCAGCCAGUCCACCAGGACCUGCCGAUUUUGAGCAACGGUCAAGCCAAUAGAAGGAAAACCUCUCGCAUUUUGGCUGUAAGGGAACAGAAGGCCCUCAAGACUUUGGGCAUCAUCAUGGGAGUCUUUACUCUCUGCUGGUUACCCUUCUUCUUGGUCAACGUGGUCAAAGUUUUCAACAGAGGCCUCGUACCUGACCAGCUCUUUGUCUUCUUCAACUGGCUGGGCUAUGCCAACUCUGCCUUCAAUCCCAUCAUCUAUUGCAGGAGCCCUGAUUUCCGCAAAGCCUUCAAGAGGCUGCUGUGCUGCCCUAGGAAAGCCGACCGAAGGCUGCAUGCUACCACUACGGAGCUCUCUCGUUACCCUGGGGGCUUCAUCAGUACUCUGGGUAACAGCCCUCCAUGCACUCUGGGAGGGACAUGGUCUGCUUACAAUGGUGGGACGCAGGAUGGAAGUGACUCCAGCUUAGAGGACAGGAACAGUAAAACCUCCUAUUCAGAAUCCAAGGUAUAAGGGCAGGUGGUGGGGAGCAUCAAAGCCAUGGAUUAGGUGGGCACACUGCAGUUCAAGAAGGGGAACCAAAGAAACAGGCAAGGGAAGAAAACACCCCCACCAGGGGACUGGCUAAUAUACAAACACCAGACUGAGCUGUCUCACUUGCAGGGGGGCGGGGCGGGGGGGAGAGAUUUUAUUUACUUAAGGUGAAAAGCAGGUGAAUGUGUAUGCAUCGGACCACUUCUGACUCAUCAGAAACCGAAGCAAACAGAGAGCAACUGACCAUUGAACAAAAGAGAUAAACGGCCCAUUUCCCCAAGCUAUUUGGAUUAUUAUUAUUAAGGAUAAUAAUAUUUGCAUGGAGAGGCUGUUGGUGAGCCAGGAAGAGGGCAGAAAUAAGUUGGAAGGACUUUGCACAAGAAGUGUUUCAGGAAGAGCUGAAGUCGUGGCAGGCACUCAGCCUGACAGGCGUUGAAAAGGGCGGGGGAUUCUUCUCCUGAUAUUGAGGGAAACAGGAUCAAGCCCUUGUUGGCUUGACCACAGAGCUACAUAGAGCGUUUUUUUCGUUGUUUGUACUAAUCCCAGGCAUUCAGUAGCAGAAAAAGUAGCCUGGUUAUUUAUUUAUUUUUUAAAAAAGAAGUGCUGGUCACCCAGUGCAAAUUUCAGGCACUCAGCACCUUUGCAAACCGUGCUAAAAGUCUCUUUAAUAAGCCAUUGAAAAACUAUUCCUGUGAGUUUUACCAUGCAGUCUGAUCCUAUGAGUUUGAUGGAACUUACUUGCAAGUAAGUGUGUGUUAGCUUGUAGCCUUAAUAACUUAGUGGCCACACUCUUCUUAAACAUCUAGAAGGUAAAGAUACACCAGUAAUAUUGUUCAUUGUCAUGUUUGUGUUCUGAACAAAUCUCUCCUGUUUUUGAUUUUUUUCAUCCCAUUGACUUUCUGGGGUGUGUGUGUGCAAUUUUCUUGUCCUAUGAGACAACAGCAAUCAGGCUAUAAAACGUCUACCUCAAGCUGUGCAUAUUGUACAGAAAACAAAUGUGUUUAUAUUAAACAGCUUAUUUAUGUAUCAUUAGUUAGGGUUUUGUCUUUGUUUUAUAUAUAUAUAGAGAGAGGCAGGAGUAUUGAUCCUCUGUAGACAAUUUGUUCACAUUGAAAAUUUAAAGGGGGGGGGGAAUUGGCUGGGGGAACCAGAAAUGUUACUGCACAUUUGAAAAGAAUGAGAGAGGUUUUUCUUUUGCACAGUGUUAGAAAUUGUAGUUUGAUGCAUGCUCUCUGUCUCUUACACACACACACACACACACACAGAGAGAGAGAGAGAGAGAGAGAGAGAGAGAGAGAGAGAGAGAGAGAGAGAUCCACUGGAAAACAAAGAAGGGUGUUGUUGUUUUAAAAAGCAUCAAAUCCCAUCCUGAUAUUUGUUGUUGUCUGAUACGUUGUCAUUUUAUUAAAAAAGGUGUUUUAUAUUAUUUAAUGGAGGUACUGUAAGUGUAUUCAUACUAUAAAAGAAUCUGUUCUAAGAGA
Molecule: messenger RNA, 3445 nt
Organism: Podarcis raffonei (Aeolian wall lizard)
Lineage: Eukaryota; Metazoa; Chordata; Lepidosauria; Squamata; Lacertidae
Gene: ADRB1
Product: adrenoceptor beta 1
Exons: 1
Coding region: 657-1943 (428 amino acids)
Biological process (GO): norepinephrine-epinephrine-mediated vasodilation involved in regulation of systemic arterial blood pressure; adenylate cyclase-activating adrenergic receptor signaling pathway; positive regulation of heart rate by epinephrine-norepinephrine
Cellular component (GO): membrane
Molecular function (GO): beta1-adrenergic receptor activity
Source: RefSeq, a predicted model, not a curated record